This is a messenger RNA of Paramecium octaurelia, 725 nucleotides long. The record is from the annotation of a GenBank genome assembly. Lineage: Eukaryota; Ciliophora; Oligohymenophorea; Peniculida; Parameciidae.
CAUGUUUAUAUAUAUAUUUGCAAUUGUCGACGGUGAAAUUAUGCCUAUUAUUUUCUCUUCCUUUGCUUAGCAAAUAAAAGAAAGUUAUGUUUCAAUAAAAGAACUAUUGGAAAUUUUUAUAUUAGACUUUUUAAUUCCAGCUUUAAUUUUGAGUUAAGUUUUAGUGGUAUUGUUCUUAUAAUCCUUAUUGCACUUAAUUCAAUAAAUCAAUAAAAAAGUUGGAAUAUUCAUUUUCAAUAUUGUUCAAAGUUAAUUAAAGAUUUAUAAAAGAAAAAUGUAAUUUGAAAAUCAACCUAAAAACCUUAGAUUUUUCUUAUUAUUAGGAUUUAAAAUGAGAGAAAAUACUAGCAUGGGUGAGAGUCAUGCUUGCUUCAAUAGAAAAUGUAUUAGAAAUAGAUCAAGCAUAAAGAGUCUUUUUUGUAUGGGAUUUGAAAUUAAUGAUUUUAUCAGAUGCCUAAUAGUAAGUCCAAUUUAUUAAUUAAAAUUUAAUUGUUAUUUAGACGAAGUAAAUCCAAUCAUAUUUGUUAUUUUAACCACAUAUUAAAAUAUUGCCCAGCAAGAUUGCAAUUUAUAAAUAUAAAUAGAAGCUAGAGAAUGAAAAACAUAGAAUUUGUUGGUGAAAGAAAAGACACAUUCAGAGCCUUUUCUUACUCCUAUUUUUAAUAAUAAAAACAUAAGAGUCUUUUAUUCAAUUGUAGAGGUAAAAAAAGAAAUUAAUUUUAAAC